Vitis riparia (riverbank grape) is the source of this 1854-nucleotide messenger RNA. RefSeq names its product double-stranded RNA-binding protein 1-like. The transcript is spliced from 3 exons. Bases 311 to 1513 code for a protein of 400 amino acids. Gene Ontology annotation, cellular component: nucleus. The record is from RefSeq and is a predicted model, not a curated record. NCBI's taxonomy places the organism in Eukaryota, Viridiplantae, Streptophyta, Magnoliopsida, Vitales, Vitaceae. Gene Ontology annotation, biological process: regulation of gene expression; rRNA processing. Gene Ontology annotation, molecular function: ribonuclease III activity; double-stranded RNA binding.
CAUGGCCCAGUAAAAGAUGAGAGCGUGCGGCUGUGAUUCCCCACCUCCAUCGUGGCUGGUGGUGGUGAGAUCUUCCAUCAAAAUACAGCCAAAACAAUUCCCCACUACUACUUCCACUGCUGGACUCUUCCGCUUCUGAGCUUCCAGAUUACUGUUUCCAUUCAUAUAAAAAAUCUCUCGUCUUUUGGUUUAUUGAAACGCUUCUUCUCAAUCCACAGCGUAUUGAGCGGAGUGGCGAUUUCCCACCGAUUCAUUUUCUCUCGCCAUUUCUCUGCAACCAAACAGCAUCCUUUCAGUACAACCGCCAAAAAUGUCCAGCAAUGAUGGUUUCGCAGGUGUUUCAAAUUGCUAUGUAUUCAAAAGCCGAUUACAAGAGUAUGCACAAAAAGUGGGACUUCCGACACCUUUAUACGAUACCAUCAAGGAAGGUCCUCCCCAUGUGCCUUCCUUUAAGUCCACAGUGAUAGUGAAUGAUGUCAGGUAUGAUUCUCUACCUGGAUUUUCCAAUCGCAAGGCAGCAGAGCAGUCAGCUGCUGAAGUUGCUCUUGUGGAAUUAGCUAAAUCUGGGAACAUGAAGGAAUGCAUUUCUCAACCUGUGCAUGAAACAGGCUUAUGCAAAAACCUGCUCCAAGAAUAUGCACAGAAGAUGAACUAUGCAAUUCCAAUGUAUGUAUGCCAGAAAGAUGAAUCACCAGGUAGAGCAGCCUCUUUUUCUUGUACAGUUGAGAUUGGGGGGAUUCGUUAUAUUGGAGCUGCAGCAAGAACAAAGAAAGAAGCAGAGAUCAAAGCUGCUAGAACUGCUCUCUUAGCAAUCCAGGCAAAUACAGAUGGAGUUGGUGAGAAAUCAAUUGGCAACACUCAGUUGACAGUAAUACCGGGCAAAAAGAAGGGACCAGAGUCAGGUAAUCUUGAUGAGCCUGCAAAAGCUCUCAAACCAAAGAAAGCUCGUUUCAAAACCAAGGGGCUUAGGAAGAAAUUCCCUGGAAACAAGGUAGGCAAUGAUCAAGUUGAAGAUACAAGGGGUAUGGAGGUUGAUAUAGAUAAUCAGGUGGGAUCAGAACUGCUUCAGACUGAUGCAUCUAUGGUCCAAGUAGCUGAAUCUGGACUGUUGUCCAUGGAAUCAAAGGAGAAUGUUGAAGGGGAGAAAUCAAUUGUAAACCAAAAUGGGGGGGACAAAACUGUUGCUGAAGGUGACCCAAUUCCUGAUAUCAUUGGUAAUUGUCAAAAUGGGCAAGCAACAGCUUCAGACAUAAAAAAAACCGACCAUAAAGCACCUCCUGAGCUGGGAAUCUCUUCCAUGUCCCCUGCAGAAGUUUUAGUCACUGUGGCCAUGGAGGUGAACAAGGUUUCUGAAGCUGGACUGGUGGAUUCCGCGAUAAUGAACAGUCCCAACGAGGAUCAGACAGAGGCUGCAAGUGCCGCAAAGGAUUUCAAGCAAAUGGGUGCAAAUGAAGACGAUUUCAAGAGCAACGGAGCAAGCGCCCUGGGCAUUGUGGCCUCAAAUCUAGGGUGAAUCAGGGGGGAUUUUGAUAGAUUUGAUUUGUUCUACAGUUUAGGAAAAUUACAUAAAAAAAAGGGGAGAUGUUCUCUUAGAAGUAUUGGGUCAGGGACAUCUUAAAAUUUUCAAAAUUAAUUUGGAGGGCGUGGGUGCAGGCCGCUCAUUCUGAGGCUACACCUGAUACAGGGUGCCCUUUUUGUUUGCUAGGCAGGGCUUAUGCUUGGAUAAUAUAUACACAAAUAUUAGCAUAAUUGGAGCAGGGGGAUCAUAUAACAGGUUCUUUUGAUGUGGAGUUUGAGAGGCUUGCGUUUGAACUCGUGAUUUUCAAAUAUGAAGAGACUUUGAGUUUAUUUCUA